AUGCACAAUCUCGGCAUUGCGGCGGACACCAAGCAAGAUGGUGGUGGUGGUGGUGAGAUCCCGCUUCAGGCUGUGGAUGUGGAUGUGGAUGAGGAAGUGGGCGUUCAGUACCACGAUGACCAAGGUCCAAACCGCAGUCGUACUACUACCACCGGGGUAGUUCGAGGACUCAAGUCCCGCCACAUCCAGUUCAUUGCGCUGGGCGGCACGAUCGGCACCGGUCUCUUCCUGGGGAUCGGGUCGGCCUUGACUCGAGCAGGGCCGCUGUCGAUUUUCCUCGGAUAUACCAUCACAGGCACCUUCAUUUGGAUGAUGAUGCAGGCCCUGGGGGAGAUGACGACCUGGCUCCCUCUGCCUGGGGCGAUUCCACAAUUUGCCGCCCGCUUCGUUGACCCAGCGCUGGGAUUUGCCGUCGGCUGGAAUAACUGGUACUUCUGUGCCAUUGCAGUGCCUGUCGAGGUCUCGGCGGCGGCCAUCCUGAUCGGGUACUGGAACGACAGCAUCAGUCCAGCGGCGUGGAUCACGCUCAUUCUUGGUCUGAUCAUCUUUCUCAAUGUGUUCGGCGUCGCCAUCUAUGGAGAAGCCGAGUUCAUCUUUGCGUCACUGAAGAUCAUCACCAUUGUCGGACUCAUCAUCUUGGCUCUGAUUCUGGACCUUGGCGGCGGGCCAAAUCAUGAUCGUUUAGGGUUCCGGUUCUGGAAACACCCGGGCGCCAUGAAGGAGUACCAGUCCAAAGGGUCCACGGGGCGGUUUCUGGGCUUGUUUUCCGUCUUUGUCAAUGCCGCCUUCUCAUAUGCCGGAGUCGAGUUUGUCGCCGUGGCCGCGGGCGAGUCGAGGAACCCGCGCAAAAACAUCCCAAAGGCAGUCCGACGCAUCUUCUGGCGCAUCUUGUUUUUCUAUUCCCUGGGCGCCCUGGCAGUCGGGGUGCUGGUGCCCUACGACGAUGAGAACCUCUUGUCGGCGCAGAGCGCGAGCAUUCACACGGCCGCCGCCUCUCCCUGGGUCAUUGCCAUCCAGAGAGCCGGCAUCCCGGCUCUUCCAUCCAUCAUCAACGCCGUCAUCUUGACCUCUGCCACGUCGUCCGGGAACGCAUUUCUCUUCGCCGGCGCGCGCUAUCUGUACGCCCUGGCGGAGAACCGGCAAGCACCGCGCAUCUUUCUGCGCACCACCGCCAAAUCCGGCCUGCCGCUGUAUUGCGUGCUGUUCACCGCCUUGUUUUCACCGCUCACCUACCUCUCUGUCUCGUCGGGUCCCAACCAGAUCUUCCUGUGGUUCCAGUCGCUGACCACCAUGGCAACCCUGCUCACCUGGAUGUCCAUCUGCAUCGCCUACCUGCACUUUUACGGGGCCUUGAAACACCACGCCGUCGACCGCUAUUCGUCGGUUCUCGUCUUUCGUGCCCCCUUCCAGCCCUACGGCACCUGGAUCGCUCUGGCCUUCUUCCUCAUCAUCAUCAUCUUCAACGGCUUCGCCGUCUUCAUCCGCGGCAACUGGGCCACCUAUGACUUCGUUACCGCCUACAUCGGAAUCCCCAUCUUCGUCGUCUUUUAUCUCUUUUGGAAAAUCGUAAAGAGGACAAAAUAUCGCUCCGUCUCGGAGAGGGAUAUUUUCACUGGGAAGGCCGAGAUCGAUGCUCAAGACUAUAUGUGGCAGGAACAGCCCCCGAAAAACAUUGUCGAGAAAAUCUGGCGUUGGAUCGCUUGA
Exophiala dermatitidis NIH/UT8656 is the source of this 1704-nucleotide messenger RNA. Its product is annotated as AAT family amino acid transporter. Gene Ontology annotation, biological process: amino acid transmembrane transport. Gene Ontology annotation, cellular component: membrane. Gene Ontology annotation, molecular function: amino acid transmembrane transporter activity. The record is from RefSeq and is a predicted model, not a curated record. The transcript is spliced from 3 exons. Lineage: Eukaryota; Fungi; Ascomycota; Eurotiomycetes; Chaetothyriales; Herpotrichiellaceae. The coding region runs from base 1 to 1704 and encodes 567 amino acids.